This is a messenger RNA of Thyridium curvatum, 681 nucleotides long. RefSeq lists its product as uncharacterized. The record is from RefSeq and is a predicted model, not a curated record. The transcript has a single exon. Bases 1 to 681 code for a protein of 226 amino acids. NCBI's taxonomy places the organism in Eukaryota, Fungi, Ascomycota, Sordariomycetes, Thyridiales, Thyridiaceae.
AUGCAAGCAGCUGAGCGACAGGGAAAGGGAGAAGUUCCGUCUUUCCUUAUCCUCUUUCCAGGUCCCAAUUGCGGCUGGUUGUUGACGACGAGGACGACGGGCUUUCAUACUGGAGGGCUUGCUGAGGAAGCUGAGAGCUCUGUCUGUCUGCGAGCAAGAAGCUGUUUGGAUAUCGCGCCCAGCCGAAACAUCAACACCACCAACAACAACAUUCCCGGACCGCCACGCCAGGGCUCGGCCUUGUAUUUUCACAACAGCCAUGUCUCUCACGAUACAGCACCUCAACGCCGACGCCUCCUUCCUCCUCACGUUCUCCCCGCUGCCCUCGCCACCCUCAUCCGCAUCCGCAUCCGCAUCCUCAUCCCCAACCUCCUCAUCACCGCCGCCACCGCCGCAGCCCUUCCGCAUCCUCCUGGACCCCUGGCUCACGGGCGCCUCCCAGAUCUUCCACCCCCGGAUCUCGACCUCGACGCACGUCCAGCCGCCCUGCAUCGCCUCCCUGGCGGACCUGCCCGGCGGGCCGCCGGACGUGGUCGUCGUCUCGCAGCACCGCAGCGACCACUGCCACGAGCAGACGAUGCGGCAGCUGCCCGGCGCGGGCAGCCCCUCGGCGCAGCAGCAGCCGCUGGUCCUGGCCGAGGCCAAGGCGGCCCGGGUCGUGCGCGGCUGGCGGCACUUUGA